CGUUUACUUCCUGUAUGUUAGCACUACUAACACAUUACUACAAGACUCAUAUAAACUGAAGUAAAUGGAUACAAUUGUAUAUGGAAGUGACGCUGAUAUUAGAAAAGAUAGCGCGAGGUUGUCGUAAAAGUGUUUUAAGGGAUUUGCGGUAACGUUAUGAUGGCAGGGAGAAAAAGGAAGAUGCUAGCAUUGACAGUAGCAGGAGCAGCACCCGAACAAGCAGUAAACAAACGUAAAAACCAGACGGAAUCGACACUGAUAGUUCCACCUGCCAAGCUGGAAAACAAAUGUGAAAUAGCUCCAAGUACUGAGACAGAGCGAAGUCAUUACUUCACCGAUAAUGACCUGCAGCACAAAUUUGGAGAGGGUUUCUUCAACCAACCCUGUAUCCGUUUGGCUAAAGCACUCCUUGGCAAGGUGUUGGUUCGCAGGUGUGCAGAUGGUACUGAACUGCGAGGGAGAAUAGUGGAAACUGAAGCUUACCUUGGAGGGGAUGACAAAGCUUCCCACUCAGCAGGUGGCAAACGCACUGAGAGGAACACUGCCAUGUUCAUGAAACCUGGCACAAUAUAUGUGUAUCCAAUCUAUGGCAUCUACCUCUGCAUGAAUGUGUCUAGUGAAGGGGAGGGUGCUGCUGUGCUGCUGCGCUCCCUGGAGCCCCUGCAGGGUCAGCCCGUCAUGAGGCAGCUGAGAGCAGCCAGACGCAAAGAGGGAGCCCGACAACUGAAGGACAAAGAGCUCUGCAACGGGCCGUCCAAGCUGUGCCAGGCUCUAAAUAUACCCCGCUAUUUUGACCGUCGAGAUCUCGCCUCGGACCCAGAGGUGUGGCUGGAAAAGGACCUCAACACAAAUCUAGCAGAACCCUACAAUAUAGUAUCAGCACCACGCAUUGGAAUUGAGUCGCAUGGUGAAUGGGCAAAGAAGCCCUGGCGGUUUUAUCUUCGUGGACACCCGUGUGUUAGUGUGGUGAAUAAAGAGGCAGAAAGACAGUCUCUGUCUGGGAAUGUAAUGAACAAUUUAGGUCCCUCAGAUGUGCAGUCUGAUGCACGACAGCACAAAGUCAAAAGGACGUAGCAGGAAUAUUCCUGAAACUACUCUGCCAUCUGUUCCCUUUGUGGACUUCAACAUCAUUUUAGCAUAAAAACUUAAGAAAGUAAAAAUGGUAGAAUAACCUCCAUGACUGGUUGAAUAUCUAAAUUUAAAUCUGCCUAAAUUAUACUUUACAUUUUGUAAGCUGCAACCUUUUUUCCACAUGGCUCUUCAUUAUUUAAAUUCUAAAUGGAAAAUUAUUCGAAUGAGCUUUCAAUUUCAACAACUGAAAUCAAAAGCAGGAUUGGUACUAAAUUCAUUCAUAUAUUGUUUAAAUGUUUACAUUGCAAAUAAAUAUGGCAGUUGUAUUACACUUUAUACCACAUAGCCUAUCUUUUUUCAGAAGAUUUCAAAAAGGUAAAUGACAGUUUUAAGGGCAUAAAACCAAUGAUCUGUUGAUCUUCACAAAUCGGACCGGCAAAAAAAAGUUUAAAUCAAAGAAUGAAUCGAAUUGUGACGUUAAAAUCUGAAGUCUAAUCUAAUUGUGGAUAUGGGGAAUCGUGACACCCUAAGUUUUUUGGUACUCAUGCAAAGUUUUACUGGAAACUAAUAGAUAAGAACUUAAGUCAUCUAAAGUAACAAUCAAUUUAUCAGUACUUGUAAAAAAUAAAAUAAAAAAUCAAUUCUGAAACGUA
Messenger RNA from Centropristis striata (black sea bass), 1724 nucleotides. It is a transcript of the gene mpg, whose product is annotated as N-methylpurine DNA glycosylase. The transcript is spliced from 3 exons. The record is from RefSeq and is a predicted model, not a curated record. Gene Ontology annotation, molecular function: alkylbase DNA N-glycosylase activity; DNA binding. Lineage: Eukaryota; Metazoa; Chordata; Actinopteri; Perciformes; Serranidae. Gene Ontology annotation, biological process: base-excision repair. The coding region runs from base 157 to 1074 and encodes 305 amino acids.